Molecule: messenger RNA, 777 nt
Organism: Puccinia triticina
Lineage: Eukaryota; Fungi; Basidiomycota; Pucciniomycetes; Pucciniales; Pucciniaceae
Exons: 4
Coding region: 1-777 (258 amino acids)
Source: RefSeq, a predicted model, not a curated record
AUGCCUGAGGAAACUUUCAUGAGUUCAUCAAUUCCUUACUCUGAUAAUCCGGGGGAUGAAUCCACCCCACUUCUCAAUUCCGACGUCGCCGCACAAAGGCCGCAUUGGCCAAGGAACCGAGAAUUAGGAUGGUUGAUGCCUUAUGGCUUGAAAUAUCCCCCGCCGGUCUUGCCCAGACCGUUGAGGGGUCUACAAGCUGACCUUGAUUCGGCUUGGAUGGAACUAGAAAGACAGCAGGUGAUUGCCAACCGAGUGAAUCUAUUGACAUCGACGAUGGCGCUAUUGAUUACGAGUUCAGGGGGGAUAACCACGGCGAUGGCGAGCAACAAGAACGUGCGAGUGUGGACGACGGUGAUGGGGAUGCUGACAACGAUUGCAGGGACGGUGAUGGGCGGGAUCCGGGCCAUGGGCCAGCCGCGGCGGGCGGAAGACCGGGUGCGUCGGUUGGAGCGGAUUAUCGAUCACAUCGGCCGGAUGUAUUACACCGUAGGGCCCGACGACAACUCGUCUCAUGAACAGGCUAUCGAACAGACCUGGAAGAUGAUUGACGAGGAGGAAGACCGAACCGAGCUCGAGGAACGUAAAGCUGGUAGCUUUGGAUAUCGCAUUCAAGCCCCCCCUCUCUCCUCUUCAUCUGUCCCUCAAACUACUUCUCAACCUUUGCCUGAAAGCGGUCCACUGAAUGAUAUGAGUGGCUCGAAACAAGAAUUUAUCCGUCCUCGUCUUAAAGCAAGAAGAGCAAGUACACUGUUGGGAAAACAUUUCUCCUCCUCCUGA